Messenger RNA from Penicillium chermesinum, 795 nucleotides. Its product is annotated as BTB/POZ domain-containing protein. Gene Ontology annotation, molecular function: protein binding. NCBI's taxonomy places the organism in Eukaryota, Fungi, Ascomycota, Eurotiomycetes, Eurotiales, Aspergillaceae. The transcript has 3 exons. The record is from RefSeq and is a predicted model, not a curated record. The coding region runs from base 1 to 795 and encodes 264 amino acids.
AUGAUAUCUAAAAGAACCGCCCCUCAGACUCCAGGUGACAACUUCACCCGCUAUCGGGCGACAAAGGCUUCUGCUCUUCGCUCCCGCAGGAUCAGAGACAGCUCCAGCCCAAGUAGUCGGCGUCUCGAGGGACGACGACCGGAGUGUCCACCAGAUCUAUCCUCCCCAAGUCCUCCAGCUUCGCCCGUCGUGAUGCUCCGCGUAGGUCCUGAGCAGCGCCUCUUCGCCGCCCAUGAAGCCAUCUUGCGCGCUUCCCCUGUCUUUGCAGAGCAAUGCCGUUCGCAGACUCCGUCGCCCCCCUCAAGAGCCCACCCAUACAUCCAGCGGCCUGGUAAACGAAUCGAGCUGCCAGACGAGCAACCGGAGGUUCUCUCCUGCGUCCUCGAGUUUCUCUACAAAGGAGACUAUUAUCCUCGUCUAAGGCAUAAUGCCCGACGCCGUGCAUGGGAAUUGGAAGAGUCGAGCGUAGACGCCGACGGGCAAAGCGUUGGCGCCACGGUGUGGCAUCAUAAGGUGCGCGAAGUGAUAUUGCGGGACACAGCUAUCUAUUGUGCUGCCCAGAAACUCGGACUCCCCACCCUUCAACGUCUCGCUUUGCGCAAACAGGGUCUCCAUACCGGCAUUCAGUGCAACACAAUCCUGUCUAGCGCGCGGUAUGCCUAUGCCAAUACUCCAGAUACCGAUUCCAAGUUGCGGGCGCACUAUCUGGCGCUUAUUAUCCGGAGCAGAGGCACGUUCAAGCGGAGUGGGACAAUGCAGAUGGAAAUGGAGAAGGGAGGGAAGCUGUUUUUUUGA